Messenger RNA from Ornithorhynchus anatinus (platypus), 1185 nucleotides. Its product is annotated as solute carrier family 40 member 1-like. Gene Ontology annotation, molecular function: iron ion transmembrane transporter activity. Gene Ontology annotation, cellular component: membrane. The coding region runs from base 1 to 1185 and encodes 394 amino acids. Gene Ontology annotation, biological process: iron ion transmembrane transport. Lineage: Eukaryota; Metazoa; Chordata; Mammalia; Monotremata; Ornithorhynchidae. The record is from RefSeq and is a predicted model, not a curated record. The transcript has 10 exons.
AUGCCUUUGUUGAAGCAGCAAUACAAGGCUCCUCCACCACUUAGUCACUCUUGGCCUGUUGCAGCUCAAGGCUGUUUCUAUGGCAAAGUCUUACUUCCUACUCUUGGCACUGAAAAAGGUGAUAAUUAUUAUAUGAAAUAUGUGCAGUAUGCAGCAAUGCCGGAAGAAUUAAAUGACCUAGAAGACUCUGGAAAUAAGGGGAAGCCAACGGAAUCUGCAGCCAGCUUGAACUACCUCGCGAGUCCAAGAUUUUUGAUUUAUGUAAGCUGUGCACUGUCUCUGUGGGGAGACCAAAUGUGGCACUUCGCCAUUUUUGUGUUCCUGAUAGAAUUAUAUGGACAUAAUCUUCUUCUAACAGCUGUUUUCGGUUUAGUGGUUGCUGGCUCUGUGUUAGUAUUUGGCUUUUUAAUUGGAGACUGGAUUGACAGAAAACCAAGAAAUAAAGUUGCUCAUGCAUCAUUAUUCGUUCAGAACUCAUCUGUCACUGCCUGUUGUAUAGUACUUAUGCUGGUAUUUUCUUACAAAAGUGAGAUUGAACAAAUCUGGCAUGGCUGGCUUACUGUGGUCUGUUAUGCAGUGGUAAUCAUCUUAACAGACCUCGCCAACGUUGCCAGCACAGCCCUGACAAUUACUAUACAGAGAGACUGGAUUGUGGUUCUAACAGGAGACGAUAGAGGUCACCUGGCUGGAAUGAAUGCAACUGUCAGAAGAAUGGAUCAAGUCAUCAAUAUUUUUGCCCAUCUAUCUGUGGGAGAAGUUAUGACAUGGGCAUCUAAUGUAAUUGGUUGUGGUUUCAUCCUGAGUUGGAAUGUGGUUUCUCUCCUAGUAGAAUUUACAUUUCUUUCUAAGGUAUAUCAACUAGUUCCCCAGUUAACUUUAAAACCUCAUCAACAAACAGGGGAAUAUUCUCUAGAAAAUCAACUGGAAUUUAAGAAUAUUCAAGGCUUUUGGUCCUUUGACCUGACGGUGGAGAACAUUCCAGGAGAAUGUUACGUUCCAGAAUCGGAACGUGGAACAGUGAACAGAGUGCAGAGUUCUAUGAACUACUUGAUGGAUCUUGUCCAUUUCAUACUGGUGUCCUUCGUUUGUGACAUUUCAAGUUAUGACAGUGUGGUUAUGUUUCUAAAUUUACAAUCUACUCCAACUUUACAGUACAUCACCCUUCUACCCUUCUUUAUGCACUAG